Messenger RNA from Mercurialis annua (annual mercury), 771 nucleotides. Its product is annotated as transcription initiation factor IIA subunit 2-like. NCBI's taxonomy places the organism in Eukaryota, Viridiplantae, Streptophyta, Magnoliopsida, Malpighiales, Euphorbiaceae. The transcript is spliced from 4 exons. The record is from RefSeq and is a predicted model, not a curated record. Gene Ontology annotation, cellular component: transcription factor TFIIA complex. Gene Ontology annotation, molecular function: TBP-class protein binding; RNA polymerase II general transcription initiation factor activity. Gene Ontology annotation, biological process: RNA polymerase II preinitiation complex assembly; transcription initiation at RNA polymerase II promoter. The coding region runs from base 130 to 546 and encodes 138 amino acids.
UCUCCGCCAAAAAAAAUUAUCAAUUCGAAACAAUCAAACGUUCAACCAGAAGAAAACAACAUUAAUAAUCACAACAAUUAGUACAAUCAAUUUUUCCUUCUUAAUUCGUUUUUACUUAUCUUUUAUGAGAUGCAGACGCUUGAGAUUUAUAGACGAUCAACGAUCGGGAUGUGUUUGAUUGAGACUCUCGAUGCGAUGGUUCAAAGUGGUACUCUUAGCCCUGACCUUGCCAUCCAGACUCUUGUCCAGUUUGAUAAGUCUAUGAUUGGAGCUUUGGAAUCGCAACCGCAAGUUAAGAGCAAACUUUCCGUUAAGGGACAUUUGCACACAUUCAGAUUGGUUGGCGGAGUGUGGACUUUCAUUCUACAGGAUGCUCUGUUGAAGAAUGGGGAUUCUCAAGAGAAUGCUGGUAGGGUUAAAAUAGUGGCCAUCGACUCGGAGUUGCAAUUUUUCUCCACUGUGCGACUCGGAUCUGCUCCUCGCAACUCCUCCUCAACUCCAAAAAAAAUAAUUGGAAAAAAAAUAAAUAAAAAAUCAAAAAGGUAGCAGGAGUUGUUGCCGGAGUGGAGGUUGAAGAAAAUAGGUUUUUGGUAAAAGUUCAAAAAAUACUUAGGUUUUAAUUUUAAAAUUAAAAUGAUUUUUAAACUUUAAAAUUUAUGAGAAUAUAAUUAAAACUUAGAAAAUAUCAAGUAUCAAUUUAUAAAAUAAAAUAAAAUAUUAGGGACUAUUAUAUACAUUUCUUAUGUAAAAAUGGAAAAUGUGUUACACUCU